This is a messenger RNA of Anguilla anguilla (European eel), 4038 nucleotides long. RefSeq names its product copine I (gene cpne1). Lineage: Eukaryota; Metazoa; Chordata; Actinopteri; Anguilliformes; Anguillidae. Gene Ontology annotation, cellular component: plasma membrane. The record is from RefSeq and is a predicted model, not a curated record. Gene Ontology annotation, molecular function: calcium-dependent phospholipid binding. Bases 34 to 1842 code for a protein of 602 amino acids. Gene Ontology annotation, biological process: cellular response to calcium ion; positive regulation of tumor necrosis factor-mediated signaling pathway; regulation of canonical NF-kappaB signal transduction. The transcript is spliced from 17 exons.
AUUUGGUUUGGGGGCGUUACGUGACGCAUACGUAUGCUGAUGUACGUAGCGGACAUUUUGUGUGCUGCUCAUAGAAAGAAGAGCGGAGGAAUCGCCAGUGACCGCCUCUUAAAAUUUAAGUCAAAUCUGUUUGUGUACAGAUAUUUUCGUCUAGAGUUGGUUUUAAUUGCUUGCCGUCAGGAUUGGCUUGGGUACCCUGAGCAACUUAUAACGAAGCACCACUUAUUAUUACAGAUGGCUGCUCAAUGUGUGACCAAAAUCGAGCUCUCCGUCUCUUGCAACAAUCUCAUUGAUAAAGAUGUGGGUUCAAAGUCAGACCCGUUGUGCGUUCUACUCCAAAGCUCCGGAGACGACAAAUGGUCCGAGCUGGGUCGCACUGAGAGAAUCAAUAACUGCCAGGACCCCGAGUUUUCAACAAAGCUGUCUGUGGAUUACUACUUUGAGAAGGUGCAGAAGCUGAAGUUUGGCGUCUAUGAUAUCGACAACAAGUCCGUCGACCUGAGCGAUGACGACUACCUUGGGGGCUUUGAGUGCUCUCUGGGUCAGGUAGUUUCCAGUAAGAAGCUUACCAGGCCACUGGAGCUGAAGAAAGGAAAACCUGCUGGCAAAGGCACAAUCACAAUAGCGGCUGAGGAGAUAAAGGACAACAGAGCCGUAGUGUUGGAGGUUGAAGCGCAAAACCUUGAUAAGAAGGACACCUUUGGGAAAUCGGAUCCAUUCCUGGAGUUUUUUAAGCAAGGGGACGAUGGCAAAUGGCAGCUGGUCCACAGAACUGAAGUAAUUAAAAAUAAUCUAAAUCCUACCUGGAAAAAGUUCACGGUCGCUCUUCAAACGUUUUGCAACAGCGACAUGAGCAAGCCCAUCAAGGUCCAUUGCUCUGACUAUGAUAGCGAUGGUUCUCAUGACCUUAUCGGUAUUUUUGAAACUAACGUGUCUGAGCUGCAGAAAGCCGGCCAAGGCUCGCCGGUGCAAUUUGACUGUAUUCACCCUCAAAAGAAGCAGAAGAAGAAGAGUUACAAAAACUCUGGAGUGGUCAGGAUAAAGUCCUGUAAGAUCGAACAGCAGUUCACCUUCCUGGAUUAUGUGAUGGGCGGCUGCCAGAUCAAUUUCACAGUGGGGAUUGACUUUACGGGCUCCAACGGGGACCCCCGCUCCCCCGAGUCGCUGCACUUCCUGAGUCCGGACGGGCUGAACCAGUACCUGGCCGCCAUCUGGUCCGUGGGCCAGGUGGUGCAGGACUACGACACUGAUAAACUUUUCCCAGCCUUUGGAUUCGGCGCUCAGAUACCUCCGGACUUUAAGGUGUCCCACGAAUUUGCGUUGAACUUCAACCCAAACAGCCCCUACUGCCAAGGGGUGCAGGGGAUUGUGGAAGCCUAUCGCAUGGCCCUGCCCCAGGUCCGGCUGUACGGCCCCACAAACUUCUCCCCCAUCAUAAACCACGUGGCCCGAAUCGCCUCGGGUGGAGCACAGCAGAGCAACGCUUCGCAAUACUUUGUGCUGCUGAUCAUCACCGACGGCGAGAUCACAGACCUGGACCAGACGCGGCAGGCCAUCGUGGAGAGCUCGCGGCUGCCCAUGUCCAUCAUCAUCGUGGGCGUCGGCCAGGCCGACUUCAAGGCCAUGGAGGUCCUGGACGGGGACAACGGCGUGCUCAAGUCCCUGACCGGGGAGCCGGUGGCCCGCGACAUCGUGCAGUUUGUGCCUUUCAGGGACUUCCUCAAGGCUCCCAAAGAGGCUCUUGCUCAGACUGUUCUGGCCGAGGUCCCCAGUCAGCUGGUCUCUUACUUCAAGAUGCGCAAUCUGGGCCCUGUAAACCCGCCAAACCCAGUCUCUCACUGAGGGGCGCCUGUAGGAAGUCCUCCCAGCCACACGGCGGCGCCACCACACAGCGUUCGGGAUGACCAGUAGCAAACCCCAUACCUUCAACUGCUAUGAUUAAGCCCAGCGGUGCCUUUUAAUACCACUCAUGAUAUAAUUAAAUUAGUUUUAUUUUCUACUCACCUUUUCAUUCAGUAUAAUCUUUUCUUGUGUAACUGUGUUUUAGACCAUUAGGAUCUAACACCAGACCGAGAGAAGCCAGGUUCGUGUUCCUGUGGGAAAUGAGAAGGAAUAAGACCCGUUCUCAGCGAUGUGCCACUUAUACUCACAGAUGACUGCAGUACAGGAUAGGUAUCCUCUUUAGUCUUCAUAGUUCUCCUAUCCUGUUUGAGCCUGGUGCGCUACUGAAGUGAGCUGCCUUUUAAUAACAUUAUCAAUGCACGGCCUUUCAUAGUUAUACAAGAUUGUAGACGCAUAUAUACAGUAUAUCUUGGAUACCAUGCCUAUGUUACGAUAUGCCUUGAAGUGUUUAGUCUCCGGCAGUCUGCACUGUUGCAGUGAAACUCGGUGGUCUUUGAAAUGUGGGUUGAAAGAAGGUGAAAUGGCUUUCCUUACAUAGUGAAAUACUGACGUCAUUAUUACCGUAUUGGCCAGCAUAAUUGCCCCAGAAUUUAAGUUGCAAUUUUUCAGUUGAUUCGUUAUUUCUCAAAGAGCUUUUUUAGAAGAUUUUAGGGUCCAAUUUAUUUCUCAAUGCAUUUGCCAGUUGCUGGCAGUAUAAUGGUGGCAGAAGUCACAGAUGGUCAGAGAUAUGCUAAAAAAAAAAAAAAUGUGUGGGCUUUGUCAGGCAAUCAAAAUUAAAAAAAAUAAAAAGUUUUUAGCCAAUCAAAGCUGCUUUAUAGGGGGCUUUAUCCAAUCAAAAUGGCUUUAGAAGGUUUUUUUUCAUGCAAUCAAAGCUGCUUUAAAUGAUUUGUAGUCUAUCAAAAGUGCUUUCAAGGUCUUUGUUUUCCUCUUUUACACAAGUGAUUUCGUGCUGUGCGCAGAUGUACCUCUAAUUAUGGGUAUGAGGGUUCAGGACAUCUAAGCGACACCAGUGGCUUUUAUAUCCUGGAAUUUCAAACCUACUGCGGAAUUAAUGUUCACCUACGUAAAGGUCAGAAUUCGCAGCUAAACCUGUCACUGUGCCAAGUGUGCUUUUUACCUUCAUUUUUCAUAAGUCUCUUUAGGAUUGGGCCCUUGGUAUUGGGAUGAUUUUGGUUUCGACUUUUCCUGUCGUUCUAAGACCAUAUUUCAUUUAAUACUGUGUGCCAUACAGACCCAUCCAAAUGAGUGUUCUCUUCAACUUCACGCCCAGAUUGAAAGCACAGGUGAUGUGUCAUAAAUUUAAAUGGAUGCAAACAGUAUAUAUGUAUUGACUGAGUAGUGGGGACCAUGGAUGAAUGGUGUCCAUGCCAUGUGUUCAAAACUUAAGUUGCCUUUUAAAAUUGGCUCAAAUACUUGAACACUUCUGUGCCUUUUGCAAAUCUAAAUAUGAUGCUGAUAUGAUUUUUUUUUUUUGGGUAUACGUACCUUUCUGCUCUCCGUUAUGUUGCCAUGUUGCCUGGGAAAUGUCCCCCCCUCGUGCAAUUUGAGAACUUUAUAACCAGUACAUUAUAUGCUCGCUAAAAAAAGGUGAGGGUAUUACGAAAUAAAUAGUGAACGCCAAAUCAAAAUGGGCCAGGGGAAGUGGUUUUCUGGAAGUGGUUUGCUGGAAUUUUUGCUGUCAUGACCACAUGUACUAUAAGCACGUAUCAGCUACUUCACCUGGCUACUUAGCACUUUCUCUUCUUGACAUUAGAAAGUAUAGUAUAAAGCUUAUAUUUUAUUAGACAUUUAUGCGCCUAACAGUGUAUGAGGAAUUAGCCAUGUAUCUCUUUUUGAACCUCUGUUUGAUGUUUCCUUUCAUAUGAAUAUCGACUUUUGAGUUGCAUUGUAAUUUUAUUUUUAUAUUGGGACCAGAACUGGGCAGAGUUGUUUUAUACCUGAACUUCUGCAUGUUUAAUCUGCAUUCCACAGUUAAUCACAGUAAUGCUGGAAACGCUGUCUCCUUAUUUUCGUUUCUAUACCCUUCCAAAGCCUUCAUAAAAGGGAGUCAUUUAUGCAUAGUUUCACAAACAUUGUAGCUGCUAUUGCUUAUUUUUUAUAUGCUGAUGGGAAAAUAAAAUUAUUCUGUAACAAGAA